Molecule: messenger RNA, 2191 nt
Organism: Triticum urartu
Lineage: Eukaryota; Viridiplantae; Streptophyta; Magnoliopsida; Poales; Poaceae
Source: RefSeq, a predicted model, not a curated record
ACCAGCGACGCGAGUAAAGUCGCUCGCCCCCCUCCCCAACCGCCGCUCCCCUCCCCCGUCCCACCAGCAGCGCGGCCCGUGCUCUCCCCUCCGAUCCGAUUCACCUCGCCUCGCUGCGGUUUACCUCUCACUUUCUCCCACCUUCCUCGCCCACCGCACCGCAUCGCCUCCUCCUUAAGCAAGCCACCGACGGCGGCCGCGGAGCAGGGGACCCGGACCGCCACCACCACCUAGCAGCAGCCCACCCACUGAGGCACCCGGCAGGCAGGCAAUGUCCCUCCUCUCCUCGGCGAGGCCGGCGGCGGCGGCGGCCGGCGGGGAUGCGUGAGAUCGCGGCCCGGGCGCAUGGGGAAGGAGGCCGGGGACCAGCGCCAGCGCCCGCCCGACGGGGGCGCCGGCGGAGGCGGCGCCGAAGGUAGCAGGCGAUGCGGGUACGGAGGGGCGGUGCGCCUGCAAUGCGUGGCGGCGCUCGUGCUGGGCGCGGCCGUGCUGCUGUCCGCGCUCUUCUGGCUGCCGCCCUUCGCGGGCCGCGCCGGGAGGGGCCCGCCCGCCGCGACGGAUCCCUUCGCCAUCACAGAUGAUAUAGUGGCAAGUUUUAGGCUGCAGAAGAAUGUUUCCGAGCUCAGGGGAAACAUGUCCAAGCUCGUAUUGGACAUCUAUGCGGAAGUCGGCGUCCCUAACUCCAUUGUGGCUGUGGAUUUACUACACCCAUUAGCUGGAUCGAACUGGACAAAUGUCAUCUUCAGCAUUGUGCCUUAUCCAAAGAACUUGACUAUAUCAUCAAUGGGGUUGAGCAUUAUUAGGUCAUCUUUUAUGUCCUUGGUUGUGCGGCAGUCAACACUCCACUUGACCAAGUCCCUGUUUGGGAAUUCAUCAUCCUUUGAAGUGCUUAAAUUCCCUGGAGGAAUAACAAUAAUUCCUCCGCAGCACGCCUUUCCUCCUGAAACACUCCAUGCAACUUUUAAUUUUACUCUGAAUUUCCCAAUCUACAAAGUGCAAGACAGAACUGAUGAAUUAAAGGAUCAAAUGAAGAAAGGGCUACUACUCAAUUCUAAUGAGAAUCUUUAUUUCAAAUUGGGAAAUUUGCAAGGAUCAACAAUUCUUCCUCCAACUAUUGUUGAGACCUACAUUGUUCGUGUUGUUGGGAAUCACCAGCCAUCUGUACCAAGGAUGAAGCAGUUGGCCCAAACAAUUACUAAUUCAUCUAAAGGGAACCUUGGUCUGAACCACACCGUAUUUGGCAGAGUAAAGCAGAUAAGCCUUUCCUCCUAUCUUAAUCGUUCUUUACAUAGCAGGGGCAGUUCUGAUGCACCUAGUCAAGCACCAAUGCAACAUCAUGGUCAUCACGGCCAUCAUCACCAUCACCAUGGUCAUGAAAGCAACAGGCAUUUGGCUCCUGCUCCUAUCCCGAUACAUACACCCAGAUAUGUUGCUCCACCUCCAUCUGGGUGUCCAUACAAGGCAAAGAACAGGGUUCCUGUGACGCCAGCUGCCGAGCCAGUAGCCAAUGAUCACCGUUCUACUCAUCCUGCUGCUUCACCACCUCAUCCAUUAUCACCUUCUUCUGUUCAUCAUCCUCCACGUGAUCCUAAUAUGCACAGUAGAUCUCCCGUUCCGUCCCCUCCAGUUCUUCCCGAGCCGCCUUUGCCCACUGUUUCUUUUAGUCAUGCACACCCUCCAAGUGAGCGUGCAACAGGAGCCGGUCCUUCUGCUGGAAUGUCUUUGGCCCCUGCACCGCAUUCAUCUAAUGCUAGCCGGAGGCUCUCCUGUCAAUGGGUCCUGGUACCCCUCAUAUAUACCCUGCUUUGGAGCCUACUAUGACAGAAGAGAACCCGCGGCUAACCAGACGAUUCAAAAUAGAGAUUUUCCAAGAUAGAGGACAAGGCGCCUCUCGGUUUUCUUCUUUUCCGGUUUACUACAGCCGGCCGGGCGGGUGGUGAAGCACAAGGCAGCACCCCCCUUGCCUCAAACACGCUGUCGUUUGUUAUACUUGUUAGUGGGAUGUAAAUAUGGAUGGGUAUAAGGCAAGUAAGCAAGGCAAAGAAUGGGCAAGCAGCUGUGCUUGUAGUGGUCAAAGCCACAGCGGUGGCAGGCCCUUCUCUAGCACAUGCAUAUGCUUGGCCGGGUUUGCCAUGUACUGCUGCUGUUCAGAAGAGGAUUGUUCAAAUGCAAAAGCUUUCUUUUUACAUGA